GACACAAAUCAAAGGCAUUUACAGCAAGAAAUGUAACAAAUAAAUAAACAACUAAAUAUAAACUCCCAGGAAAGUUUUUUAACGCUUUGCGAGAUGACAUCUUACGUUUCCGACUGAAGAAAUCGAGUCACGAAGAGUCCGCCUUCGCAAAAACCAAAAACAACCGCGCCCACGAAGUCCACGCGAACGCGCGCGCCCUGCCCCCGUUACUGCCACCGCCGCCGUCGCCGCGUGCGGGAGAUGAGCUCCGGUCCACCUGCUGACCAACACCAACACCACCACCACGACUAUGACCGCGCCUCGGAACCGUCUUACGAUGCGCAAAGCGGAGACGCGGACGACGGGAGACACGACGGUACAUUCGAGGUCGAUAAGAAAGCAAAGAGCGGCGCGGAAAAGAAAGUGAAAGCUGCGCAGCUCGCGCACACUCGACCGCAAAUCUACCCGUGGAUGACUAAACUGCACGUGAACCACGAAUCAGCUGGGAAACGACCGAGGACCAGUUACACCCGAUUCCAAACACUGGAGCUGGAGAAAGAGUUUCACUACAACAGAUAUUUAUCCAGACGAAGGAGACUCGAGAUCGCGAACACGCUGUGUCUGAAUGAGAGGCAGAUCAAAAUCUGGUUUCAGAACCGCAGAAUGAAAUGGAAGAAAGACGCAAAGACACAAAACUAAACAAGUCUUAGAUCUAAUCGUGUCUUAUUAUUAAAGUGUUUGUUGCUAUAUUUCAGUUUCUGAUCUCGAUAAUCACCCGGCAUUUAAUGUUAAAAUCAUGAUAGAAUCAUUUCUUGUUGCUGGUCUGCCAGCCUCAAUGGCACAGAUGCUGUAACUUUAUUAGCUUAUAUAUAUUUAAUCUACAUGUGGAUAUAAUGUACACUUUACUCUGAAACCAUAUCACGGCCCAUUUAUGGAUCUUAAACCGUUUGUAAACAAACAAUAUCCACAUUUCCGGGUGAAAAAUACAAACGAUAUGAGACAGAAUUGCAGAGACAAGGUAAGAUACCGUUUAGUGUUCAUCUUCUGAGUGGAUACUGUAGGCUUUUUUUUUUGGUUUGUUUUCUUUUUUUUAAUCCUCUCGACUUUGGAAGAUGCAAAACCGCCAUGUUUUACUUUAAUUGAAAUCCGAUGGUGUACAGUAAGAAGUGCACAUGCACUGCGCCGUCAUGUCAUAACAUGGAGGCUUUAUAUAGCAGGCCUUACAGCAGUGUAGACUACUGUGGUUUUUUGGGACGCUGCACAAAAUGGCCACCUACUGAGGAAGCCCCCUCCAAAAUAAUAAAUAAAGCUCAAGAGGGUCACGAGACCGUGAUGAUGUCCUCAAUAUAUAUCGAAUAACAAAUUAUGAGCACGAGCCUACUACUGAUAUUAAACUAAGAGUGUCAUUUUUUUUACACUGUAACUGGUAUGAAUGCAAGAAUGCAUCGCUGAUGCUUGGAGUUAAAUAUAAAUAUAGGCCUAAUAUUGAGAUAUAAUAAUAUAAAUAAUAAACGCUCAAAGAUGUAUUUUUUGUGUGCAAUUUAUGAGAUCCUAACGCUUCAGAACUACUAUGAGACAUUAUGUCUACCCCGAAUUCACUGCACGUGAGGACUAUUUUAAAGUUUUGCUUAUUACUUAAUAUUUGCUGAUGUUUUAUUCUUUGAUUCACUUUCAACCCUAACCCUACUUGGAUCAGGGACCUUCUUCUUUUUUUUUCUUUACAAACUUCAGUAUUUAUUUUAAGUCAUUAACAAAGCAAAUGCACACAGGCCAGAUAGUUCUUAGCUGUGCAAAUAAUGGAUUCAAUGCAAUAACUGCAAUCCUGUAUUGAAUAAAAGAUCUUAAAGCUGCCA
Molecule: messenger RNA, 1832 nt
Organism: Hemibagrus wyckioides
Lineage: Eukaryota; Metazoa; Chordata; Actinopteri; Siluriformes; Bagridae
Product: homeobox protein Hox-C5-like
Exons: 2
Coding region: 241-678 (145 amino acids)
Biological process (GO): regulation of transcription by RNA polymerase II; anterior/posterior pattern specification
Cellular component (GO): nucleus
Molecular function (GO): DNA-binding transcription factor activity, RNA polymerase II-specific; RNA polymerase II cis-regulatory region sequence-specific DNA binding
Source: RefSeq, a predicted model, not a curated record